AUGAAGAAGCAAUUCAGCGUUGGCUUCACGAUACACGAAGCCCUAAACCUCGUGCGAGAAAGAGGCCGCCCUAUUGACCCCCUUGUAGUCGUUCGCUGCUGCGGCAGAGAAUACAGAUCCGAAAUUAAGUUCGCGAAAGUCAAUGUCGUUUCUUGGGAUGAGUCCCACACCUGGACCGACAUAGAACUUACCUCAGACGAGUGGGCGAAGUCCUUCAUAGAAUUCGAAGUUCAGGCCGCCAACGCUUUCUGGCGGAACACGACUAUAGGCCUCGUGGCUCUGCAGCUUUCGCUCGUUCAGAAACGCAAAACCCAUAAAAUAAAGAAGUCGCUGCCACUGCAGAGCCCAGAUGGAGCGGAUUUGCACGGUUCCUUGCGGGUCACCGUGUUUGCUUGCGGCCCCGGCGAGUCUCCCCCAAGCCCGGGUGAGGAGCUCGAGGAUUCUGAUGACGAAGAUCAGGGCUUGAUAGAUGACCUGCGAAAUGUUGUAAUUGACAACAACCAGGACCUUAUUCGGGGGGAAGGUUGCAGGCCAUACAAUGUCUACGUGACGAUUCACCGUCUGGAGGACGUCCCGCCCGCUUCCAAAGGUCUGAGGGAUCCUUUUGUUGUCUGCGAAUUCGCUGGUUGUCGCGUACGAACGGCUCAAGCGCGAGCCACGAGCUCUUAUACCUUCAACGAAUGCUUCCGCAUUCCAGUGCUGACUCCAGUUCCGGAAGACACAAUAUUAGUCAAAGUGUGGGACUGGAACUUCAUGAGCGCGGAUGAACUUUUGGCAGUGGGCCGUAUUUCGUUUUCGGAGUUGAGAUCGCGUCACAUUCUUCCUCGGUGGUUCAACUUUUACGGGUUUGAUGUUGGGGAGAUCCCUAACUUCAGCGAGGUCAUCGCCCAAAGCGGCAAAUUGAUUCCUUGCACUUACAUGGGUAGGCUGCUGCUGAGUGCUCGGGCAGAACGGCUAAACAAAGAUGCCGAGCUGCUGGCGGCCCACUCAGUGGCAGCUGCACCAUACGAAGACCCGCGAUUGAUUCCUAUUUUGAUAUUUUCGGACGUUUACGAGGUCCAAGGUGCUCCGGGUGACAAAGUGUACGUCGAAGUCUCUUGUGGGCCCAUCAAAGAACGAACACGUUGGGUGGCUGGGGACUCUGUAAAGAAGCGCGAACGUGAAAUGGGAGAAGCUCCCUCUGCCGUGGCUGCUGCCCUGGAAGGAGCAAAGGGGAUGGCAAAUUAUUUCCUUGGAGCCAAGCCUGAAGGGCAAGACCAUUUCGUCUUUACCCCAGUAGAUGGUCGCAUACCGGAGCUUCGCAUGGCAGUGCCGGAUGAUGAGAAGCAACAGUGGGACGUCAUUAUCAGCGUCUACGCAAAGGGAAUUUCCAAGAACAUGCCUCAUCCAACGCGUGUGUCUUACCAGCGAAUGCCACUGGCUAACGUUCCUCUCUACGUACAGAACAAUCCUCGUGCACCUGUUUGGGUGCCGCUGCACCCGAUGCCGCAUCUUUCCGGCCUGCAGGCUCCCUCUGCGGUUCUCAUGACGUUAGAAAAAGCAAAGAGUGAAGCAGCAGCUAGAACGAAGCGCAAGCACGUUGUUGCUGCGGAAUAUCUGCUGCGGGCCUAUAUAUACACUGCCCGCAAAAUUUCAUCUCCUAGCGGCGCUCUCCCGAAUCCAAUCGUUCAGGUGACAUGCGCUGGAGUGACAAAGGAAACGGAACCGUGUGAAGCCACUUCCAAUCCGGUCUUUAUGGAGUGUUUGCACUUGGAGUUGAGACUAAUGACGGAUACAACUACGCGUCUCCCCACAGUUGUUCCUAUAGUCACCAGCUUAUUCGAUGACCGCUCUUGGGGCCGUCAGCUUCUUGGCAGAGCUGUCUGUCACUACGAUAGACUGAGGGGAAAGCUCAAGCCUGGGGAAAUUCCUGCAGUCGCUGAACCUAGGUGGAUCAAGCUCAAGGGAGGGCAGCGGCUAAAUAAGCACCGUGGAGAUAUCCUCGUUUGUUUUGAACUUAUUCGCAAGAAGGAUGCGGAGGUACUGCCUGCGUACCCAAUGAGGCCUCUAGUUUGCAUGUGCAGGCUUACUCUUUCCUGUCUAAAUUUGCGGGAUUUAAUUCUAGCUCCGAAAGGUCGUCUUAUCGAUUUUGAUAAGAUAGUUAGGGAAGAUUUCGAAGGUUUAAGGCGCGUCCGAAACCCGGUUUUGCUCAUAUCGAUUCCAUCAUUUGGGUCUGUAGGGCGCGAUAGAACCAGUAUGACACUUCAGUACGAGAGGAAUGCGGAUGGAGACCCAAGUGCUCCCAACAGGAGGUGGUCGAACGGCCCAUAUGAAAGCUUCGACAUUUUGAAGGUAGCUGCAAUAGAUGUUGACAUUCCGGAAGACCCCAUUUUCGACCCCAUGCUCACGAUCCAGGUUUAUGACAGAAAAGUAAAGCCCAAAUACUUCAUUGGGCAAUUCACCUUAUCCUUGAUUCCAUUGAUGCCGUGGAUAGCCGAUGUAGAGGCAGCACUUGACGACGUGCGUCCUUCACGAGAUUAUGAAGACUCGAUUGACUUAAAAAAAAUCGGCGGCAUCAUGCGUGGGAGCAAAGGGAAAAACCGGCGGGGGUUCAGCACAGCGAAUGUUGUCCUCGAAGCAAUCAGCGCAGCAGACCGAGAAGUUGCGGAGGCAAACCAGUCUCACUACUUGUAUCACGUAGGAGUUUUGAAGUAUGAUCCAGGGGCAGAGGGUGUGGCAUCUCUAUGGCUCUAUCCGGACUCUUUGCCGAAGCUCCUCGUUCAGUCUUAUGCUCUGCCGUCCGACCGGCCAGUUCUUCUGGCCAGCAGCAUGUUUUCCCUGAAUGUGUUUAUUCCAUCGAAGUUCGUCUUGUGCGCCGAGGGAAAGCGCGCCGCCGAGAAGAAGACAAAGGAGCAAUUUCAGCGCCCUUCGGUUGAGUCAACUGUCGAGACCUUUCUGAUCGAUGUUGAUUUCCCUCCAGACCCUCUUAAGAAGAAAGCCAUGGGACAGACGCAACUCACAGGUUCAGUCAAAUUUUUUGUGGACCUUACUCACAAUGGAGAGCCGUCGCAGCACGUCGAUCAAACUGUUGUACCGUGGGCGCUGAACGAGUCGCGCCUCCGAAAGCAUUUUAGAGGGGAAGAGGCCUACCCAAAAAUGAUUAAGAUCCGCGUAUAUGUCAUUCGUGCCAUUAAUGUCCAUUUGGUCAAAGGGAUGACAGUAGCAAACCCGUACCUCGUAUUCUCGAUCGGGAAAACGAAGAUGCCAUUUCGUGCUGAAAAUAAGCCCGGAACGCUAAAUCCAGACUUUUUCACCAUGUGGGAAAGGGAUGUUGCAUUCCCUGAUGAGUCUCGCUUAGAGAUUAGUGUGUGGAGCGCACAUGAAAAGCUGCUGCAGCAGGUGGACGACAUAUUCUUGGGGAGCACUGUAAUUGACUUGGAACAGAGGUGGUUUUCAAAGGAGUGGCAAACGUUUAUGAAGAAAAAUGAAGUGCCUAUGGAGUAUCGACCUUUAACAAGACGACCGCACGGUAAUGUGACGGGGAGCCUUGAGAUGUGGGUGGAGAUGAUGGACUCACAGAAGGCAGGCAGGGUCCCUCGGUUCAACCUCCAGAAGCCAUCAUCAACUGAUAUUGAGAUUCGGGUUGUUCUCUGGGGCUGUCGAGGGCUCCACUUCAAGCACUUAGGUUCGAAAAAGGAAACAGUCGACGCUGUACUGAGGUGCACAAUGGACUGCACAAAGUAUCAAGGCCCACAGCCAUUGCUGCAGAGCACAGACGUUCACUAUUACUCGAAGACAGGGGCUGCAAUUUUCAACUGGCGCGUUGUAUAUUCGCGUGUAGCAGCGCCAGUAAACUCCUGUAUUCUUCAGAUAUCUGCUUACGACUUCCGCAACAUUGGGGAAUCGCCAUUUAUUGGAGAGGUGAACUUAGAAGUUAGGAAGUAUCUGGAACGUGUCGCACAAACAAUGGCUUCAAUUGAGGUUGACGCUGAGCUCCGACUGCAAAAUCGUGCUCACGAGACCGUGGACGUGCAGACCUUCGGAUACGUUCAAGUCACGCUGCAGUUUAUGGCGCAAUCAGAGGCAACAAGCAGACCUGUGGGGUUGGGACGUGAGCCUCCAAACCGUGAUCCCCGUCUUACGACACCACAAGAGGGGCGCAAGUGGGAAGACGUCCUCGGCUCCGCUGGGCUUCGUGUUGACUACAGGCCUAUAUGGUAUUGGGUGCGCGUGGUCUUUAUUGUUUUCUUAUCACUGUGGCUCUUCGUCAUUGCUUUUCUCUAUCCGGCCUUGUUUCUGUAA
Messenger RNA from Eimeria necatrix, 4281 nucleotides. Its product is annotated as C2 domain-containing protein, putative. The transcript is spliced from 29 exons. Lineage: Eukaryota; Apicomplexa; Conoidasida; Eucoccidiorida; Eimeriidae. The record is from RefSeq and is a predicted model, not a curated record. Gene Ontology annotation, biological process: plasma membrane organization. The coding region runs from base 1 to 4281 and encodes 1426 amino acids.